Felis catus (domestic cat) is the source of this 3666-nucleotide messenger RNA. It is a transcript of the gene POU2F2, whose product is annotated as POU class 2 homeobox 2. Gene Ontology annotation, molecular function: DNA-binding transcription factor activity, RNA polymerase II-specific; RNA polymerase II cis-regulatory region sequence-specific DNA binding. Gene Ontology annotation, biological process: regulation of transcription by RNA polymerase II. Gene Ontology annotation, cellular component: nucleus. The record is from RefSeq and is a predicted model, not a curated record. Lineage: Eukaryota; Metazoa; Chordata; Mammalia; Carnivora; Felidae.
AGAGGGCUUGGCCCCCAGAGAGGGCGGGGAGAUGACACAGUUGUUCCCCCAGCCCUGCGGGGCGGGCAGCACGGUUCACUCCAGCAUGGGGGCUCCAGAAAUAAGAAUGUCUAAGCCCCUGGAGGCCGAGAAGCAAGGUCUGGACUCCCCGGCAGAGCACACAGACACUGAAAGAAAUGGCCCAGACACUAACCAUCAGAACCCUCAGAAUAAGACCUCCCCGUUCUCCGUGUCCCCAACUGGCCCCAGCACCAAGAUCAAGGCUGAAGACCCCAGUGGCGACUCAGCCCCCGCAGCACCCCCGCCCCCCCAGCCAGCCCAGCCGCAUCUGCCCCAGGCCCAACUCAUGUUGACAGGCAGCCAGCUAGCCGGGCUCACGGCGCUGAUGCCGGCUCAGCAGCAGCUCCUCCUGCAGCAAGCCCAGGCCCAGCUCCUGGCCGCAGCCGUGCAGCAGUCCAAUGCCGCCGCGGCCGCUGCCGCCGCCUCCUCCACCUCCUCCUCCUCUUCCUCCUCCUCCUCCUCUGCCUCCUCCUCGACCUCGCAGCCCCCGGCCUCCUCUGGGGGAGGCGACCUGCCGCCACCACAGCCUGCCAGCCAGCCCCCGGCCCCACAGCUCACCCUGUCCCAGCCCAUCCAGCUCACAGCACAGGACAUACAGCAGCUCCUCCAGCUUCAGCAGCUGGUGCUUGUGCCGGGUCACCACCUCCAGCCACCCGCUCAGUUCCUGCUGCCGCAGGCCCAGCAGAGUCAGCCAGGCCUGCUACCGACGCCAAAUCUCUUCCAGCUACCUCAGCAAACCCAGGGAGCUCUUCUGACCUCCCAGCCCCGGGCCGGGCUGCCCACGCAGCCCCCCAAAUGCUUGGAGCCACCAUCCCACCCCGAGGAGCCCAGUGACCUGGAGGAGCUGGAGCAGUUCGCCCGCACCUUCAAGCAGCGCCGCAUCAAGCUGGGCUUCACGCAGGGUGACGUGGGCCUGGCCAUGGGCAAGCUCUACGGCAACGACUUUAGCCAGACGACCAUCUCCCGUUUCGAGGCCCUCAACCUGAGCUUCAAGAACAUGUGCAAACUCAAGCCCCUCCUGGAGAAGUGGCUCAAUGACGCAGAGACUAUGUCUGUGGACUCAAGUCUGCCCAGUCCCAACCAGCUGAGCAGCCCCAGCCUGGGUUUCGACGGGCUCCCCGGCCGGAGACGCAAGAAGAGGACCAGCAUUGAGACAAACGUCCGCUUCGCCUUAGAGAAGAGUUUUCUAGCGAACCAGAAGCCUACCUCAGAGGAGAUCCUGCUGAUCGCGGAGCAGCUGCACAUGGAGAAGGAGGUGAUCCGCGUCUGGUUCUGCAACCGGCGCCAGAAGGAAAAACGCAUCAACCCCUGCAGCGCAGCCCCCAUGUUGCCCAGCCCGGGGAAGCCGGCCAGCUACAGCCCCCAUCUGGUCACACCCCAAGGGGGCGCCGGGACCUUGCCAUUGUCCCAAGCUUCCAGCAGUCUGAGCACAACAGUUACUACCUUAUCCUCAGCUGUGGGGACGCUCCACCCCAGCCGGACAGCCGGAGGGGGUGGGGGCGGGGGCGGGGCCGCGCCCCCCCUCAAUUCCAUCCCCUCUGUCACUCCCCCACCCCCGGCCACCACCAACAGCACAAAUCCCAGCCCUCAAGGCAGCCACUCGGCUAUCGGCUUGUCGGGCCUGAACCCCAGCACGGGAAGCACAAUGGUGGGGUUGAGCUCCGGGCUGAGUCCAGCCCUCAUGAGCAACAACCCUUUGGCCACUAUCCAAGCCCUGGCCUCUGGUGGAACCCUGCCCCUUACCAGCCUUGACGGCAGCGGGAACCUGGUGCUGGGGGCGGCCGGCGCGGCCCCGGGGAGCCCCGGCCUGGUGACCUCGCCGCUCUUCUUGAACCACGCUGGGCUGCCCCUGCUCAGCGCCCCGCCUGGCGUGGGCCUGGUCUCGGCAGCGGCUGCGGCCGUGGCAGCCUCCAUCUCCAGCAAGUCUCCAGGCCUCUCCUCGUCCUCCUCCUCGUCCUCGUCCUCCUCCUCCACUUGCAGUGAGGCGGCAGCACAGACCCCUGGAGGCCCCGGGGGCCCCGAGGCAGGGUCCAAGCCCGAGUGAGGGCCCACCUUGCCUCCCCUCCUACUCCUCUGACCCCCCACCUCAGUCCCCCGCCUGGGAAGAGGGCGAGGAGGCCAGCAGUGGUGGGGCGGAGGGUCCUUGGACAGGAGUGACAAGGGAGGAAAGACCAAAAACAAAAACAAAAAACCCCAACUAACCAAAAAAAAAAACACAAAAAAAAAAAACCCCAAACAAAACACACACACAAAAAGAAAGAAGGAAAGAAAAUGAAAGAAACCAACCAACAAAAAAGAAACCAAAAAUAAUCACAACAGAAACCAGCUGCCCCAAAGGAACCAGAGGUGAAAAACAAAAACCAAAACCAAAAAUCCCCCAACAAAACCAAACCAAAAACCAGUUGCGAGCCAGACCUCAGUGUGCUCACCCUCACCGCUACGACACCAAAUACGAACCCCAGCCAGGGGCAGAGAAGCCUCUGCAGGGAGGACCUCGCGCCGAGCCUCUGGCUGUGGGGCCAACCCCCAACGUUGCCUCCCCCAGUGGGGGCCAGAGAAGGCAAAAGAGAAUGUGCCAGCCUCCAGCCCCAGCCCCCAGCCCUGGGCCAGUGAAGACGGGGCACAGCCUGGGGCCGAUGGGGUGGGCCCAGAACCACCCGCCAAAUGUUCUUUUCCAGAAGGUGAAAGAGAAGGGCCUGAACAACCUUACACCAAAUAUUCAGUAGCUUCAUCCAAAGGAUGUACAGAAUUUUUAGCGUUGCGCUCAACAGAAUGUGUCCCUACCAUGUGUCCCCCCUUUCCCUCGACCCCCAACUCUCCCCACCUGGGCAGGGGGUCUCGCUUUAACCUCCUCCCCUCCCCCAGCCAGGGGAGAGUUCAGGGGCAGGCCUGGGAUGACUUUUCAGCCCUUGUACCUCCCCCCUUUUCCCUUUGAAGGGUGGGCUAGGCUGUUUUGCGAAGUUCUAGCUCUCACAUGUCCCCCCUCAACUCUGUCACCCUCCUCUGCUCUGGAAUCUACCCCCCUCCCCAGCCCAGGGGAAGGUGGAAGCUUCAGGCAAGAGGGGAUGAGGUGAGGGCAUUCAAGUUGUCUUUUUUUCCAUCCUCGUCUGUCAGUUUCCCUGAAAAAAAAAAAAAUUCAUAUUCCAGUGCCUAUCCGUGGGAUCCUUCACGUUCUUUGACAUUGACCAGAAACCAAAAAGAGAACUCACCUCGCUCUUCCCACCCUGUGCCCCUCUGAUACUGGCAGAUGCCUCUUCCUCUCCUCCCCCCCCCCACACAUAUAUACACGCACGCACCCCAGUGGUGGGGUUCCUCGAGGUGGCAUCCCCAUCAGGGUCCAUGUGGCGGGGACAGUGCCAUGAUCUGUGGUCCCCAUCCGAGAGGGCGCUGUGGUGGCCACCACUCCCACAAGACUUCCCUCGAGUGUUGGCUGGACCCGUUUGCCCAGCCCUGGAUACAUCUCGACGGACAGAGGAGAGACAUCGCUGGGAGCCACUUUUGCCCUCCUGCUAUUGUGGAGGCCAACAAAGUUUUGAACCAAAAAAAAACAAAAACAAAAAACAAAAAAAACCAAACAAACAAUAAAUUAAAACUAGAAAAAAAAAA